Molecule: messenger RNA, 2596 nt
Organism: Paramisgurnus dabryanus
Lineage: Eukaryota; Metazoa; Chordata; Actinopteri; Cypriniformes; Cobitidae
Gene: brf1a
Product: BRF1 general transcription factor IIIB subunit a
Biological process (GO): transcription by RNA polymerase III; transcription preinitiation complex assembly; DNA-templated transcription initiation
Cellular component (GO): transcription preinitiation complex; nucleus; transcription factor TFIIIB complex
Molecular function (GO): RNA polymerase III general transcription initiation factor activity; TBP-class protein binding; RNA polymerase III type 3 promoter sequence-specific DNA binding
Source: RefSeq, a predicted model, not a curated record
CCGUAUCCCACACUGGCUGCAGUACAUGUGCUGUUUUUGAUAGAGAGUAACUCCAGACAAAAUUUGCCGGGUUGUCAUGUAGAAAAACACAUCACAUCUUUGUGGGUUCGUCGUGAAAGUUAGUGAUAUAUUCAAUAUAACAUCUGAAAAUAAAAUACAAGCGGUUGUUAUCCCUGAAAACAGGAAGGCCCGUUAAACGGUUCUUUGAGACGCCGACAGUGGAAUAUAGAAGACAACAGUCUCACUUCAACUGCAAGAAGCCUGGUUUAUAGAAAAUCUGAGAGGACAUUUCUUGUAUUGUGUCAGCUGAUUGGUGGAGACCAUGGGGAAGUGUAAGAAUUGUGGGUGCACAGACAUUGAUGUGGACCAGGCACGGGGAGUUGCUGUUUGCAUGGGCUGUGGCUCUGUGCUUGAGGACAACAUCAUCGUUUCAGAGGUAACCUUCGUGGAAAGCGGCGGUGGAGGAUCAUCUGCUGUUGGGCAGUUUGUCGCUGGUGACUCGUCUGGAAAUGUGCCACAAUUGGGAACAAACUUCCACACCGGGGUGGGGAGGGAGUCCAGAGCUGCCACUCUGCAAAAUGCUAAGCGGCAGAUUAUCCACCUCGGUCAUCAGCUCCAGAUGAAUCAGCACUGUCUGGACACAGCCUUCAACUUUUACAAGAUGGCACUUUGCAAACAACUGACUAGAGGGCGAAAAUCAGCCCAUGUCAUUGCCGCCUGUCUCUACCUCGUCUGCCGUACGGAGGGGACACCUCACAUGCUGCUCGACUUGAGUGACCUACUGCAGGUUAACGUGUAUAUUUUGGGGAAAACCUUCCUUGUUUUAGCUAGGGAGCUGUGCAUCAAUGCACCUGCUAUUGAUCCGUGUCUUUACAUUCCGCGUUUUACGCAAAUGCUGGAAUUUGGGGAGAAGAGUCACGAGGUUUCGAUGACGGCAUUGCGUCUCUUGCAGAGGAUGAAGAGAGACUGGAUGCACACGGGACGGAGACCUUCGGGCCUCUGCGGAGCAGCUCUCUUGGUUGCCGCUCGCAUGCACGAUUUCCGUCGAACAAUUAAAGAAGUGAUAAGUGUGGUGAAAGUGUGUGAGGCUACAUUGAGAAAAAGGCUGAAUGAGUUUGAAGACACGCCCACCAGUGAGCUCACCAUUGAGGAGUUCAUGAAGGUGGACCUGGAGCAGGAGUGUGACCCACCCUCAUUCACGGCUGGACUCAGGAAGCAAAAACUAAAACAGAUUGAGCAGGAACUUGCAAAGAAAGUCGAUGAUAUUGAAGGUGAAAUCUGUGGGUAUCAGGAUGAGAUUGAAAUAGAGCUGGAAAGCUGUAGGCCCAAACCCAGAGGGAUUUAUGCAUCCUCUUCUAGAGAAGAUGAUGUCAUAUCCUUAGCAUCCUCUAGUCUUCUUGUUGGUGAUGAUGGAGAAGACGAAGAGCUUAGGGCGGCAGCAUCUCACCUGUGCAAAGAUUCAGGUUUUGUUGAAAUGGAUGCAGGUGGAGAUGAGCGGAAGCAUGACAAAGUUACCCCAUCCAAACGGCCGUCGUUGGAAUUAUUGCUUGGGACGCUGCCCACUGCUGCCAGUUUGGGCCUGCCUGAGUCUAUAACCAAAAUGAGAGAGGAAAAAGAAAACGAUGCAGAGAGCGAAGAUGGUGAGCUAGACCUUAGCGGUAUCGACGAAGAUGAGAUCGAUCGGUACAUCCUAAAUGAGAAGGAAAUAAAGGUAAAGACCGAGCUGUGGAUGAUUCAAAACGCAGACUACCUCAAAGAACAGAAAGAAAAGGAAGAAAGAAUAGCAAAGGAAAAGGAGGAAGGUACAUAUAAAGAACGGAAGACAAGAAAGCCAGGGAAGAGGCGUGAGCCGAUUAACGCCAGCACUGCAGACGAGGCCAUUGAGAAGAUGUUAGAACGGAAACGCAUUUCUACUAAAAUAAACUACGAUGUUCUGAAAGACUUGAAUAAAUCAAACCCAAAAAGUCCCACUCGCCAGUCAGAAGAACCUUCCGAUGGGUUGAAAAGAACCCCCGCGAGCCGCCAGCCGAAACCCCAUCUGUCUUCACCGAAGAUGAGCAAAACCGUCAGCAGUUUUGGCAAGAGGUUACAGCCCUUGAUAUGUCCGCAGCCCUCUAAGAAGGUGGCUCUUGACCAGAAUGGUUCUGGCCUUCCAUUGGCCGCCCCUGUCCAGAAUGCUGUUGUUGUGGAAAGCGGACCGGUUUCAUAUGAAGAUCCUACAGGUGAAGAAGAGGAGGAUGAAGAGGAGGAACCUUGCAUCAGUGCCAUGGAUUUAAUGGGUCGUGGUGGUGAUUACGGGUUCGAAUUAGACGAUGAUGAUGGAUUUUAACUCUAAAAGAUGUAUGUGAGGGCGCCGUUGGACGUAACGCACUAACUUAUCCUGCUGCUUAUUUCUACCACAAGAAAGACAUCCAGCCUUCAUCUCACUGGCGUUGGUGAUUCUGUUUGUGAAGAUGAAUUGUGAACUUUACACACUACAGCAGGGAUGGGCAACUUCGGUCCUGGAGGGCCGGUGUCCUGCAGAGUUUAGCUCCAACUUGCCUCAGCACACCUGCCUAAAAGUUUCUAGUAUGCCUAGUAAGACCUUAAUUGGCUG